AAAUAUCGAAAACAUUUGUAAGGUUCACAUGUUGUAAAUAAAGUUUUUUUUUACUUCCUGAACAAACCUAUUCCUGCUUAAUAUUUUAUUACGCUUCUACAAGCAACCUAAAGGAAAAUUGCAAUGUCCGCCGCAUGUAUCAUAUGCAACAAUUCUUCGGAGAAAAGUGAGGAUUGUUUAUUGUUUCCGUUUCCUGAUAAAGACGAGUCUCCAGUAUUGUAUCAGAAAUAUCUUACGGUGUGCGGCCUACAGGAAGAAUCUCUCCCCAAUGGGAAGGACAGCUCGGAGCUGUUUAUUUGCUUGAUGCAUUUUGAAUCGCAGUGCUUCGUAGAUACUCCGACCGGACUCACACUCAGAGCAGGGUCUAUGCCAUGCCUGAGUAUGGAGCGAAUCGAAAUAGAAGCAUACGUUGAUGAAGAUUUUCAGAUUCUUGAUGAGUACAUGCCACUAUUUAACAUCAAGCAGACGAAGGUUGAUCCAGACUUAACCGUAGAUUUAACAUCAAAUGAUAAAAACGAUGACGAGACUAAUCCCACUGUUGAAACUCUACUAGUAACAAAGAUGGAUGACAUGGAGGCAUCAAUAGAAGAAGCUAUUACACGCGGUGAAAUCGAAAUCAAGACCGAAGCUCCAGAAGCAGACGAAGAUAUUCCGGAUCCUUUCGGAAACGUAAAACCGCCUGCUGAUGGCAGAUAUUGUAUACUGUGUGAAGACGACGAAAGUAAAAAUCCCUCCUGUAAAUUAUAUGUCUUCCCACGAAAAGUCCCAAAAAUCUAUCGGAAAUGGAUGCAAGCUGCUGGUUUGGUUGCAGAUCAUUACAAAAAUCACGACAUAUACAGUUGCCAGCGGCACUUUCCUGAGAACGGGUUUUUUGCCGACGGGAAAUUUGUCCAAAGUUGGGCUACUCCAAGUUUGAACUUGCCUGACAGAAAGAAGGAGAUUAAAGCCUCAGUAUCAAAGGCACCUUCGGCAACUAUUGUUCUUGACUCCAAAGCAGGUCCAUCCGCUAGCAAACCUACGUCUCCAAGAGCGAAGGUUCUUAUUAAAUCAAACCCUGCGAACAGGAAAAACGCAGAAGCACUAAACAUUGAUCCCGAUAGCUAUGCGCAAACAUUCGCGAAAGUUGUGAUGGAGCUGAUGCCAAAAACAAUCAAUUAUAACGGAGAAGAUCGUCCAGUAACCGGAACGAUUGUAUUUCAGUCUAACCUAUUCUAAGAUCAAUGCUUUAUCAGUGAAUCAGACUUGAAAACCGGAGUAUGAACAUAUUAAAUCUUAAAUAUAAACAAUAAA
Wyeomyia smithii (pitcher-plant mosquito) is the source of this 1290-nucleotide messenger RNA. RefSeq lists its product as uncharacterized. NCBI's taxonomy places the organism in Eukaryota, Metazoa, Arthropoda, Insecta, Diptera, Culicidae. The transcript has 3 exons. Bases 124 to 1215 code for a protein of 363 amino acids. The record is from RefSeq and is a predicted model, not a curated record.